GUUGAUAUCAAUUUGCGAUAAAACUGGCAUGUUGAUAGUGUCACUCAAGUUCAGUUUGUUGAUUGCUUCAACAAUAUUUAGUGAUCUAAAAUACUACUGGCUGUUAGGACCUGUCUGUAUAUCUACGCCCUAACUAAUAUGAUAUCUCAAUUUAAUUGGUUGGAAUUUUCACCCUUAUUUCACUAUAUAAGAAACAUUAGUUUCCCGCUUUUUAGGUUGUGGAAUUAUGGCUGAGUCUAGUGAUUCAUCUCGUGUGAUAUUGAUCCCGAUUGAUGGAAGUGAUCAUUGUGAUCGAGCAUUUCGUUGGUACUUGGAAAAUAUGAAACGGGACACUGACUGCAUAACAUUUGUACACGUAAUAGAGCCAGUUUAUAACACUCCAGCCAUCGGAAUGACAAUGGAAUCUCCUCCUAUACCUGAUAUGACACGAGUUAUGGAAGAAAGCAUUGAACAAGGUAAAAAGCUUGGUCAGAAGUAUAUGCACGAAGCUAAAAGCUACAAGCUCAAUGCUAAGGCGUUUUUACAUGUUGACACCAAACCUGGUAGUUCUCUAGUGAAAGCAAUCUCAGACCAUAAAGCAAACGUUAUUCUGAUGGGCAAUCGUGGUCUUGGAGCUAUUCGUCGUACAUUCUUGGGGAGUGUUAGCGAUUAUGUUCUUCAUCACGCUCAUAUUCCUGUAGUCAUCGUCCCACCUCAAGAGAAGCAGUAACGUUUUCUUCAGUUAUAAUCAUUCAUUUAAGAGUUAGAAAUUAUUACUUUGUGUAAGUUACUGUUAAAUCAUUUUGAUACAAAAUCUAUCUUAUCUAAUUAUCCGAUAUUUGUUUUCCUCCUGUUCUCAGAAUAUAAUCAUACUUAUCU
Messenger RNA from Schistosoma rodhaini, 858 nucleotides. The record is from the annotation of a GenBank genome assembly. NCBI's taxonomy places the organism in Eukaryota, Metazoa, Platyhelminthes, Trematoda, Strigeidida, Schistosomatidae.